AUGAAACAUAAUACUUACAAUAAUAUUAUGCUGCCGCUCGUUUUUCUUCUAUUCAUUUGCAAAUUUGAGUACUGUUACUCAAAUAAUGGUAGUUACAUUGAAGUGGAACGAGUUGCUCUUCUCAGGUUCAAGGACAGCCUAAUCGACAGAUCAAAUCGUCUCUCCUCAUGGACCGGUCUUGACUGUUGUACAUGGGAAGGAGUUUCUUGUGGCUCUGUAACUGGUCAUGUUUGGAAGCUUGAUUUACAUAACCCAGUUACAGUUACAUUUACAUAUGAUGAAGAUGAUUGGUCCAGAGGUUUAUCAAACUAUAGCAACAACUGCUUGAGAGGUGAGAUCAGUCAUUCUCUAAUUAACUUGACAUUUUUGAAUUACCUUGAUUUAAGCAUGAACAAUUUCUCUGAGAUCCAAAUUCCUGAAUUCUUGGGAUCUUUCAAAAGUUUGAGGUACCUUAACCUCUCAAACUCUGGUUUUGUGGGAAAUAUUCCCUCUCAGCUUGGAAAUCUUUCGAGGUUAGAGUAUCUCCACCUUGGACGGGCAUCUGCCGAAACUGAAUUUUAUUCAUUGACGGCAAAUGACUUGGUUACAAAUAACUUGGAUUGGUUGGCGAGUCUUUCUUCCCUAAAAAGCCUUGACAUGUCUACUGUUUUCAUUCAACAAAGUGAAAAUUUGUUUGGCACAAUCAAUAAACUUGUAUCUCUCUCUUCUUUAAGCUUUGAUUCCUGUGGCCUUAAUAUUACCAAUCCUCCUUCACUUGUUAAUUCCACUUCUCUCAUCUCCCUGGAUCUCAGUGAGAAUGCGUGGGAUUCCAUGACCCUUCUAUGGUUAUCUAAUCUCACAAGACUUGAGAAUCUCAGUCUACCUUAUAAUGGCAAUUCAGCUUAUUACAGCUUCAAUUCUUCACUGUUAAUUCCAUUUUGUAAGCUCCUCAAUUUGGUUUCCAUGGAUCUCAGUGUUGAUUCUUUUCAAGGUUUGAUUCCCCAUUGCCUUGGAAAUUUGACUUCUUUAACCUCUCUUAACUUAGCAAGCAAUAUGUUUGAAGGUUCAAUUCCAAAUAGCAUCAGUCAUCUUUGUAGAUUGAAAAGUUUAGAUUUAUCUUCAAAUGAACUAAGCGGGUCAUUGAUGGAUUUCUUGGGGGCUGCUCCAUCUGAGUGCCUUUCAUACACUUUGCAAAUGUUAUCUUUAGAUGACAACUAUUUUACUGGUCAACUACCAAAUCAGUUAUACAUGUAUAAAAAUUUGAAUAGCCUUUCUCUUUGUUCAAAUUCCCUCUCUGGUCCCAUAGCAAAUUCAAUUGGAAAUUUGUCAAUGUUGUCUUUCUUAGAUAUUUCUAAAAACAAUUUCAAUGGUAGCAUUCCCACAAGUCUUGGACAACUUUCAAACCUUCACACUUUAUAUAUAGACCAUAAUUCCUUCCAGGGCAUUCUCUUUGAAUCACAUUUUACAAAACUUACCAAUCUCAGAGUACUAGCAAUAGGUGUAAAUUCAUUAUUUCUUGAUGUAAGCUCCAACUGGGUUCCUCCGUUUCAAGUAACAGACAUUUACAUGGAUUCAAUAAAUGUUGGCCCUCAAUUUCCAUAA
Ipomoea triloba (trilobed morning glory) is the source of this 1581-nucleotide messenger RNA. Its product is annotated as receptor-like protein EIX1. Gene Ontology annotation, molecular function: protein binding. The transcript has a single exon. The record is from RefSeq and is a predicted model, not a curated record. The coding region runs from base 1 to 1581 and encodes 526 amino acids. NCBI's taxonomy places the organism in Eukaryota, Viridiplantae, Streptophyta, Magnoliopsida, Solanales, Convolvulaceae.